UCGGGCUUUUUGCGUCGCCGGAGCUCCCGAAAUCAAACCAACGUCAUCACUUGGUAGAGGGAAGGGCUGACGUCAGAAAAUAGCUUCCAAAGGGAGAGGGUAUGAGCGGGAGGGGCAGCGGCAGAAGUAGAGAAUUUCACCAUUGCUAGCAUUGAAUCCCCCUCGUCCACCCUUCCCUCUAGCCCCCCUUCUCCCUACUACGUCGGUGUUGGCGCGUUGGGAGCCCCCCUUCAUCACCGGAAUCCCGGCCUAUAUAACUUACUCGAGAGCAGAGUCCCUCCACCAGAUUUACGGGAUCCGGACAUCUGGGCGAGAGACGGCUACUACAGCCGCCGAAUCACUCACACUCUGAACGGGGGAGAUACAUUCAACGGCUAGCCAGCAACCUUGCUGGACGCUGUGGCGGAACCGAAGAGGAAAAAAUCACUGAUAGGAGAAGGUCUGAAGCCUUACUCUGGAACGAGCUGAGAUGAAAGUCCAAUAGUACUACGACAAGGUUAUUACUACUAGCCUAUCUCUGACACCUCAUCUUGAGGGAAAGAUACCCAGACCUCAUCUGACGCCACGGUCAAUACUAUUCCAUUAAGUUACAAUUUAAACUGCAGGGAAUUUAGUCAAUCACUAUAACAGGCUACAAUGUAUCGAUCAACGAAGGGAGCGUCAAAGGCUCGGAGGGACCAAAUCAACGCGGAGAUUCGGAACCUGAAGGACUUGCUUCCCAUAUCCGAUGCGGACAAGGCACGACUCUCAUACCUACAUAUCAUGUCCCUUGCCAGCAUGUACACCAGGAAAUCGGUUUUCUUCUCUCAAGAAUCGGGAUCUGCUGGCAGUCUCGAGGAAAGCGCGAGAUUCCUGUCUUUCCACGAGCUGUCAGAGCUGGUGCAGGAGCUACCUGGGUUUCUGCUCCUGUUGACCGGGGAAGGCAAGCUGCUCUACCUGUCAGACAGCAUCUCCGAGCACCUCGGCCACUCCAUGGUGGAUUUGGUUGCCCAGGGUGACAGUGUGUAUGAUAUCAUUGACCCUACUGACCACUUCAUCAUGAGGACCAACCUGGCCCCUCCUACAUCACCUGACACAGAUCGUCUAUUCCGUUGUCGUUUCAACACUUCCAAGUCGGUGCGCAGGCAGAGUGCCGGGAACAAGUUGGUUCUGAUCCGGGCGCGCUGCCUGUCCCCUCCCUCCUCCUCUUCCACCCCUAGCUCCUACUGGACAUCCAACCCUGUUUGGAUGUGCUUCUGUUCCCCUCUGGAGGCAGUCCCCACCCGCUUUGGCCCUGGGGGGGACCACGUUCCUGCUCUUAUCCCUCCUGCUGCUGAGAACAACUUCUUCCUAGCCUCGUUCCAGUCUCAACACAGCCGAGACAUGAGGCUCCAGAAUGCACAGGACAGUGUCAGUGUUUACCUAGGUCUCGAUGUGUCAGCCCUGAGGUCUCGUUCCUGGUACAGCCUCCUCCACCCACAGGACCUGUCACACGCCUCUGCUCAGCACUGCAGCCUGUUGAGAGAAGGAGGAGAAGGUAGAUCUGAGAUGGUGGUACGGGUGGAGUCUGCAGACCAGUCCUGGGUCUGGCUUUACAUGGUACUGCAGCUGGAGGCAGGAGACAGCCCCAUCAGCAGCAACAACUACAUACUUAGUGAAGCGGAGGGGUGGUCAGUGAGACAGCAGCUGAGCACAGAGCAGACCCAGCUGACCCUGGUACUGAGUACCAGUACCUCCCGCCAGGACAGCUUGAGCCUGUCCAGCCCAGACCAAGUCUUCACCCCCAGCAGCAGUGGCCUAUCAGCCCAGUCCUUUGACUUCAGCAUGACUGUGUCGAGUGUGGGCUCCUCCGAUGAGACAGGGGGUGCCACCACUGAACCCAUGCAAGUGGAGGGUGACCCUCGCUCCAGUAUUUCCUCUAUUGAGGAGGAGAGCUUCUUCCAGCAGCAGCAGAUGCCUGCCCCUGUCCAAAGCCCAUCCGCUGCCUCCUCCCCCACCCCGGUUACCGUUGCCACGGUAGCAGAUCUGGACUUCCUCACUCAGAACAUUCUCUUGCCCCCUUCCUUCCAGCUCGAACCUCCGCUGCCUGCCCUUCCCCUGCCCCUCCCCCCAGCGCCCACCUCUCAGGAGCAGCAGACCAAAGAGUUUGUGUGCACGCCCCCCUACACACCCCAACUGGGCGGUGGCAGCUUCCUGUUCGGCGAGCCCCUCUUUAGCUUCGACCCCACUGGCACCACCACACCCCCUCCCUCCACCACCACAGCUACAGCCACCACCUCCAUUGCCACCUCCCUCUCCCCCUCCGCCCCACCCGCCCCACCCACCACAGCCUCCAGUCCUGCUCCCCCCUCCUCCCUGUGCCUCACUGGCCCCUCCACCGACCUGUUCUUCCCUGCUGAUCCCUGCAGUGGCUCUCUCUAUGAGAAGCUACCCCCCACCCCUGACAGCCCUGGGGAUGGGGACUGCACAGUGAUGACCUUGCCUGAGGUUCGGGGACCCCUGUAUGUAGAUGUCCCUUUAGGGUCCCUUCACUACCCCCUCGAGGGCCUCCUAACCCCAGAGGCCUCCCCCGGUAAACAGCCCUGUCUCUCUUUCUUCUCCCUGGAGAGAGAGAGGGAGAAGGAGAGAGCAGAGAUCUCCCUCUUAGCUCAGCACAUCAGCUCCUUAGCAGAGGGAUUCUACCUGGAUCCUCUCUUAUCCAAGCUAUCCCCUCCUUCCAUGUCCCCCUCCUCCUCCCCUCCCUCCCCCUCCCUCUCCCCAUCCAUAGACACCGCUGGUGUUGACUCUAGCCACAUGCUGGGAGAGUUUUACCCGGUUAAAGCGUGGAGAGGCCUGGAGUUCCCCAUAUUCCAUGAUGAUGAAUCUCUGUUUGAAGAGAGCAUCUUAGAAGCCCUUCUCCAGGACUUCUCCACCCCUCCGCCCCUCUCCCCCAACCCACCCUCUCCCCCCAACCCAGUGUGCUGGCACUCACCCUCCCACUUUGAGGGGGUCAGCCACUUCUGUAGCGUCCAAUCGGCGCACUGUAACCCCACGGCCGGGUGCGGGGCGACGUUGGCCGGCGAGUCCGGGGCGAUGGCAGAAGUGGAGGGGCUGGUGGAGGAGCCUAUGGAGAUUGAGGUGGCGUCAUCACCUCUGUCCACCUGUUCCUCCAUUCCAGCAUCCCCUCCCCUGCGACUCACUGCCUCCCCCACCUCCGCCCCCUCCACGCCUGUCGACCACUCUACACCCGCCGUGCCUUGCGCUCAGUCCCUCCUGGAGGAGCUGGCCGCCCUGGAACCCAUGUUUGGGGCAGGUGCCUCGAUCGCCCCCGGCUUGGGUCAACAACCUGAGUUGUAUCAACUCCAGUGUCACCAGCCGCCACAGUGCUUCCACAAAGAUGGGAGUGGAAGUGUUCCCCCGUUCUAAAUAAGUCUGUGACUUACUUCAUUAAGUAUGGCAUAUUGUCAUAUUUCGUGGAGCUAUUUUACUGAAAAGUAAAAAUGAUUUAAGUGUAUAAAUAUAUACAUAAUGUAUACUACUAAAGGACUUGAACUCCUACAUGUCUACCGAGAACAAAGAUUGACUUCAUAUUUUUGUUAAUUUAUUCAUUCCUGUAUUUCUAUUUCAACAAAUGGUGCAACGUUUACAUAAUGGUGCAAUAUAUACAUAAUGGUGCAACAUUUUCCAACCGAAUGGACCCACAACUGACUGAGUUUUGGGUCCAUUUGGUGCCUCACAGCUUUUCUGUAACAUGAGCUUCAGAUUGGAUCAGACAGAGACGUAAACAAAACCUCUGACCUUGUAAAGCGCCGUUUAACUUCCAGACGCGCAUUUGUAUUCACUCGUAGUGAAAAACCUGUUGUGAACAAAAAAAAAAGAACACAUUCCUUGACAUUUGAAUAGGAAAAUGACUUAACAGCACUAUUGCUUGUAAUGCAGCAACGCAAACCCAAAUCACAAAUGUGAUGAAAGUCUAUGUUUACAAAAACUCUACUGACCUGGUACAACCGCUGACAGUAGCUGACAAAAUGGGAUCCGAUUUCCUCACUCACAUCUUCAAUAUUUAGUUUCCACAGAGAGACACAUAGUUCUACUCUGACCUUCUGGUACUCCUCUCUUGUCAUGGCCUUUAAGGCCAUGUCAAAAUGUACAAAUACCGUAGUCAAACUAAGCUAAUACUUCAGACACUUUGAGCUUUGAGUUUGCAGGCUGCACAUUUUAAAACAUUUGACUUCAUGUUAUUUCUCCAUUACAAACUUGUGUAUCAAUGUGAUGUGCAAAGAAAAUACAAUACAAAACAUAUGAAGACAAGAGAUCUUGGAAUGUCCACAAGCAGGAACGCAUGACAAAAGUUUUCCGGUAUUUAUUAGGUGUUGCCAAAUAGAAAUCGUCUGGAAGUUACUCAACAACUGUGUGUGGUUCUGUUGUGUACAGGACCAGCACAUUGUACAAUAGACUCUGAAUGUGGGCUCUUUAGGUCACCGUUCUCUUGGGCUUGGCUUGAAGGGUAGCUAUGCUGGAUUUUCUUGCAGCAUUAAUAUUUGCAAUGCUGGCAGUUCAUAGCGGCUCCUGUGUGCCUGGCAUGGCCAUGGCCUACUGAACUCUAACUGAACUCUUUCUCCAUGUCCAUUAACCAAUGGACAGUCACAUCAUAGCUCGAAUGGAGUUACGGUGUAAUGAGACACAACACGACUACGUGAAUGAAAAUGUGAUUCUUCUUUUUUGAGAGGGGUUGGAAGAAAAAAAAAUGGAAGUUUUGUUUUAAAAAAUGACCUGAAAAUAGUGUGAUGGGGUGCCAUUUCUAUUCAGUUCCUCCUAAGUGACACGGGUUGAGAAUGGUACUAUUCCCAUGGUGUCAACAUGCUAACGUAGAGUUGUCUACGGUCAAGUAAAGGAUUGAUUCCUACGUUCUAGCUAUUAAAUGCUAAGUUGAACAUAUGUGUAGGUAUAUUAUUGUAUGUGUUAUAUUGAAAACAAUUAUUGAUGUUCAAUGCAUAAAGCAUUAUGUCUGUGGAUAUAUGCACAUGCCGUAUUUUUGAAGGGUUGUACACAUUUGUACAUUUGUAUGAAUACAUCAGUCUGUACAUAGACAUUUAUAUUGUUUAAGAGGGUCUAUAUUCACAUGGUGAUAUAUUGAAGAAUGGACAUUGUGGAUCAGUGUUCUUUUGUGUUGCUGAUAAGUGUAUUUGAUUGUCAAACAAAUGCAUUUAUAUUAAAGUGCACUUAAAGCGG
This is a messenger RNA of Oncorhynchus keta (chum salmon), 5190 nucleotides long. RefSeq names its product neuronal PAS domain-containing protein 4A-like. NCBI's taxonomy places the organism in Eukaryota, Metazoa, Chordata, Actinopteri, Salmoniformes, Salmonidae. Gene Ontology annotation, biological process: regulation of transcription by RNA polymerase II. The coding region runs from base 637 to 3384 and encodes 915 amino acids. The transcript is spliced from 8 exons. Gene Ontology annotation, molecular function: RNA polymerase II transcription regulatory region sequence-specific DNA binding; DNA-binding transcription factor activity, RNA polymerase II-specific; protein dimerization activity. The record is from RefSeq and is a predicted model, not a curated record.